AUGUGUAACAAACAAUUACAGAGCUGUGUCCAUGUAAAAGUGAAACAAGGAACGUUAAAAGGUAUUCGCGUGAGGAGGAUCACUGGUAAUGGAGAAUACUUCAGUUUCAAGGGCAUACCGUACGCCGCGCCACCCAUAGGCCCACUAAGAUUUAAGGAUCCGCAACCGCCUUUAUCUUGGACAGAAGUGCGAGAUGCGAGAAGUCACGGUGCAAUCUGCCCACAAAUUAAUAUUAAUACAGGUGGAAAUUUUACUGGGAACGAAGAUUGCUUAUUUUUAAACGUGUAUACACCUACUCUAACACCUACAACCCCACUACCGGUAAUGUUCUUCAUACAUGGUGGCUUCUACACCGUUGGAUCCGGUAACGAUGACCAGCUGGGACCAGAUUUCCUGAUGGACUAUGACGUGGUUCUUGUCACUAUCAACUUCAGAAUUGGUGUUUUAGGCUUCUUAUCUUUGGACAUACCUGAAGCUUCAGGCAAUGUUGGCUUGAAAGACCAAGUAGCUGCCCUGGUAUGGGUUAAGAAGAAUAUUGCCAACUUUGGCGGAGAUCCAGAUAACGUUACGAUUUUUGGACAAAGCUCUGGCGCCUCAGCAGUAACACUUCAUUUGAUAUCACCCUUGUCUAAAGGGCUUUUUAAAAGAGCUAUAGCAAUGAGUGGAGCAUUCUUUAAAGAUUUUCAAUCGCCGUUUGUAAACCACAAAAGACGUGCUUUCAUACUAACUGAACAGUUAGGCAAAUGCACGAAAGAUCCCAAUGAAGCAUUGCGUUACUUACAACAAGUGGAUGUCAAUGACUUGGUACAGGCCAAACCGUUUGUUCUUUAUAAUGAGCAACCAAGGAGAGAAUUACUCGAGAUUAUGUACUUUAGACCCAUUAUGGAAAAACAAAUGAAAAGUGGCAAUUUUCUCUCAGAACCUCCAAUGAAACUAUUAAUGGACAGAGAAUUGAAUGUAGACGAUUUGAUUUUUGGUCACACAGAGGAAGAAGGUCUUUAUAGAGCCGUCACACAAAAAGAAUAUUUAUUCAAGUACCAUCCCUAUGACGAGUUUAUGGUGCCUGUAGCAAUAGCCAAUUCAAGGUCGACCUCAGAAGUAUUAAAUAUUGGCACUGACAUUCGACAGCAUUACUUCAGCGAAUGCAAACUGAAAGAAGAUAAUAAAACUAUGGAAGAACUAAUAAACUUCUACACAGAUUUUACGUAUCUCCACCAUUUUUAUAGAUAUCUGAAAAUGUCGACGGACGCUGGACUUCGGGUUUAUUUUUACAUAUUUACUGGCUACACAGAAAGAAACGUUUAUGGCGAAAUUGGAACUAAAUAUGGUUUACAGACUGCGACUCAUACAGAUGAUCUUCCAUACUUAUUUAGUGGAUCUGCUUAUCCGUCAGUGCAGAAGGGAACAUCUUCAUAUCAUAUUAUUAAACAAAGUUGUAAAUUAUUUACCAAUUUUGCUAAAUACGGAAACCCAUAUCCUUUUGAUGAUACUUUUUGGGAGCCAUACGAUAAAAAAGAGAACAACUAUUUAACCAUAGAUGCAGAAUUAAUACCACAAUCGCUGGAUGAUUCUGAAUACCAAUAUCUACAAGGUGCUAAAUUUUGGAGAAAAAUUUAUGAAAAUGCUGGGUGGACUGUAGUAGAGCCUGGUCAGGUCGUCAACCACUACGGUCAGAUCAUAGAUGGGUGGCCAAUCUACCUGAAGUAUGAGAGCUUACGUGACCGUUACUAG
Molecule: messenger RNA, 1731 nt
Organism: Spodoptera litura
Lineage: Eukaryota; Metazoa; Arthropoda; Insecta; Lepidoptera; Noctuidae
Product: juvenile hormone esterase-like
Source: RefSeq, a predicted model, not a curated record